GGAGCAGCUCUCUCUGAAGCACACGGAGCCCGCGCGCGCGCCUUCCCGCUUCUCUCCGUGCGUGGAUGGAGUCCAUCAGAUGACUGUCCACUCUGCUCAGAGAGGCGCUCCUCAACAGCAGGUAAUUCAAUCUCCAUACAGAAGCUCUUUAAAUAUCUCCUUUGAGAACCUCCCAACUGCCACGUGCUGUAAGGUGAGCCCUCCACAGCCUGAGCGCCGAGCGGCACCGCACACUCAGUGGACCGACAGUUUGAGCACGGAACGGGACCACGCACUCAGUGGACCAACAGUUUGAGCACCGAGCGGUACCACGCAUUCACUGGACCGACAGUUUGAGCACCGAGCGGUACCACGCAUUCAUUGGACCGACAGUUUGAGCACCGAGCGGCACCAAGCAUUCACUGGACCGACAGUUUGAGCACCGAGCGGCACCACGCACUCAGUGGACCAACAGGUCUGAAGUGCAGUUGGUCUUCUUCAGAGUGUCUUCAGCUCACUCACCUUUGAAAGAGUUCGCUGUCAACUGGACAGGAUUUCUGGCAUUAAUCCCAAAGCUGGCUGUUUUUUUUUCUCCUCGGUUUUGCACCAGUAUGUACUUUCAUCUGCCUGCCCACCUUUAGGACCUCACAGUGAAUGGAGAACAUACUGGUUCUGCUCCCAAAGCACCGACAGGAACACGGGCUCUGCAGAAGCUGCAUGUGCCUCGUUGCCAGUUUCCUCCUAAAGAGCCGUUUAUUCUCUCUAGUUGGUAUCGACCCACCCCACUGUUGACCUUUUUCAUGGGAUAAAUUGAUUGGACUCAUCAGGUUCUAAACCAGAUCAGGUGGACAGUUCUCUGACUUCAUCCUAAACAUCAGGCCAAGGCACGCAGACUUUUUCUUAUUUUGUACACUGUUUGUCAAAGGCCUCCGCAUGGUACUUUGGUCGAAAGAACAAGAGAAACUCCCCGACAUCGACAUGUCCUCAGGGGACGUUGAGAUGAUGAAGAAGGAGGGGGGGACCCUGACCCCAACAUUCCUCAACUCCAACUGCUCUGUCCAUCCGGUAAUUCUUACCAGGGGACCUGAAGAAGGGAACCCUGAGACCGGAGGGGAGUAUGAGCUUACUGAGGUCACAUCUUUCACAGAGAGGGCCACUGAGGCUGGAGAAGAUGAGGACAAGUCAGAGAUUGUGGUCGCAAUGGACUGUCUGGCCAAUACCAAAGGUCAACGCGAGGAGGAUGCUCUGCUGGAGAAUGCAAGUCAGAGCAACGAGAGCGAUGAAAACAGCAUCAACCAGAGCCCAGAACCACCGGUGCCCCUCAAGGAGACCUCCUUUUCUAUCGGCCUGCAGGUGGUUUUCCCCUUCCUGCUUGCUGGGUUUGGGACAGUGGCAGCUGGAAUGGUGCUCGACAUUGUCCAGCACUGGACGGUGUUCACAGAGGUGUCCGAGGUGUUCAUCCUGGUUCCUGCUCUGCUGGGACUCAAAGGGAACUUGGAGAUGACAUUGGCUUCCAGACUUUCCACAGCGGCCAACAUUGGUCAGAUGGACACAGCGAAGGACAUGUGGAAAAUGAUUAUGGGGAACUUGGCUCUUAUCCAGGUUCAGGCCACGGUUGUGGGCUUCCUGGCCUCCAUAGCUGCUGUGAUCUUUGGCUGGCUUCCAGAGGGACAGUUCAGACUGGGCCACGCCGUGCUGCUCUGCGCCUCCAGCGUGGCCACUGCCUUCAUCGCCUCUUUGCUCCUGGGUCUCAUAAUGAUCGGCGUCAUUGUUGCAUCCAGAAAAGUUGGCAUCAACCCUGAUAAUGUAGCCACACCCAUUGCUGCUAGCCUCGGAGACCUGAUCACCCUGUCCCUGUUGGCAGGCAUCUCCACAGGACUCUACAAGGAGCUAGAGUACAACGACUUUGCCAACCCUUUGGUGUGUGCUGUGUUUGUUGCCCUGUGCCCCUUGUGGGUGCUGAUAGCCAGAAAGAUCCCUUCUACCAGAGAAGUCCUCUACUCCGGCUGGGAGCCCGUCAUCAUCGCCAUGGCCAUCAGCAGUGUUGGAGGUCUGAUCCUAGACAAGACCGUCACCAACCCAAACUUUGCUGGCAUGGCUGUCUUCACACCAGUCAUCAACGGUGUAGGAGGAAAUCUGGUGGCAGUUCAGGCCAGUCGGAUCUCUACCUAUCUCCACAUGAAUGGUCUGCCUAUGGGGGAUCCCAACCCUGCUCCUAGAAAAUGUCCAACACCCUGCUAUUCCUUUUUUGGCUCCACUGUGAACUCUCGUUCUGCUCGUGUGCUCUUCCUCCUGGUUGCACCGGGUCACAUCAUCUUCCUCUACACCAUCAACUCCUUGAGGGGGGGUCACACCACCCUGACACCCAUCUUCAUCAGCUUCUACCUGGUAGCUGCCCUGCUGCAGGUCAUGAUCCUCCUGUACCUGGCAGACUGGAUGGUCCACUGGAUGUGGGGUCGAGGAAUGAACCCUGAUAACUUCUCCAUCCCGUACCUGACUGCUCUAGGUGACCUCCUGGGGACCGGCUUCCUUGCCCUGUGCUUCCACAUGCGCUGGUUCAUCGGGGACAGAGACAUGAACAUGGGCAACUGAACAUGUGCAAACAUCUGCACAGAGACAGAAAAUGGACGAUACUGUAAGGUUACGACUGUUGUCUGAGAACUAUGA
Molecule: messenger RNA, 2646 nt
Organism: Nematolebias whitei (Rio pearlfish)
Lineage: Eukaryota; Metazoa; Chordata; Actinopteri; Cyprinodontiformes; Rivulidae
Gene: slc41a1
Product: solute carrier family 41 member 1
Exons: 11
Coding region: 913-2571 (552 amino acids)
Biological process (GO): monoatomic cation transport
Cellular component (GO): plasma membrane
Molecular function (GO): monoatomic cation transmembrane transporter activity
Source: RefSeq, a predicted model, not a curated record